CCGGCGCGCCGGGCGAUGGCGGCGCUGGCGGGGUGCGGGCGGGCGCUGCGGGCGCUGCGGGCGGCCGGGAGCGGGGCGCGGCGGCGCUGGGUCGGUUCCGCUUCCGCUUCCGCUUCCGGGUCCGGCUCCGGGUCCGGGUCCGGCUCCGGGUCCGGGUCCGGGUCCGGCUCCACCUCCCUGAGCGCCGCCGCCCGCCCCGCCCACGAGGAGGACGCCAUGUGGGCGGUGCAGCGCAAGCACCCGGACACGCACGGCUUCGCCGAGGACCCGGCCGCCGACGCGCUCAACAUGCGGGCGGCCUUCGUGGCCGGCGUCUCCGUCGCCAUCGUCCUCGGCUCCCUCUUCCUGCGCUACCUGCCCGACUACGGGCUGCGGGAGUGGGCGCGGCGGGAGGCCGAGCGGCAGCUGCGGGCGCGCGAGGCCCUGGGGCUCCCGCCGGUGACGCCCGACUACUACGACCCGGCGCGGCUGCCGCUGCCCCCCCCCCGCCCCCGGCGACGCCUGAGCCGGACGCCUGGGCCCCUGCCCCGGACGCCUGGGCCCCUUCGCCCGGACGCCCGGGUCCCUUUCCGGGACGCCUGGGCUCCUUCGCCGGACGCCUGGGCCCCUUCGCUGGACACCUUGGUGCUUCGCUUGGACAUCUAGACUCGUUCCCCGGACGCCUGGGCCCCUUCCCCGGACGCCUGGGCCCCUUCCCAGACACCUGGGCCCUUCCCCGGACGCCUGGGCCCCUUUUUCCCGGACGCCUGGGCCCCUUCCCAGAUGCCUGGGCCCUUCCCCGGACGCCUGGGCCCCUUCCCAGACGCCUGGGCCCUUCCCCGGACGCCUGGGCCCCUUUUUCCCGGACGCCUGGGCCCUUCCCCAGACGCCUGGGCCCUUCCCCGGACGCCUGGGCCCCUUUUUCCCGGACGCCUGGGCCCGCUCCUCCGUCACCGGGGUGUGUAUGGGUUGGGGGGGGGGAGGGGCAGUAAUAAACGCCCGGACGCCUGGGCCCGCUCUUGA
Rhea pennata is the source of this 1002-nucleotide messenger RNA. RefSeq names its product NADH:ubiquinone oxidoreductase subunit B11 (gene NDUFB11). The record is from RefSeq and is a predicted model, not a curated record. The transcript is spliced from 3 exons. Bases 16 to 645 code for a protein of 209 amino acids. Lineage: Eukaryota; Metazoa; Chordata; Aves; Rheiformes; Rheidae.